Molecule: messenger RNA, 2790 nt
Organism: Camellia sinensis
Lineage: Eukaryota; Viridiplantae; Streptophyta; Magnoliopsida; Ericales; Theaceae
Product: transcription initiation factor TFIID subunit 4b
Biological process (GO): transcription initiation at RNA polymerase II promoter
Cellular component (GO): transcription factor TFIID complex
Molecular function (GO): DNA binding; protein heterodimerization activity; RNA polymerase II general transcription initiation factor activity
Source: RefSeq, a predicted model, not a curated record
CAGAGGUCUAUUAAAGGGGCUAAAAACCAAGGGCACAUUGGACGCUCACAAGAGAGACGAAAGAAGAACAGCAUAUCAUCGUUCGGAACUCGGGUAUUCCGUUCACUAAUUCGCGAUUUCUCACUACGUUCUUCUCUUUCCCAGUCUCAGUUCGUCGUCAAAAAGUACCCAAAUUUCUCUUUCAAUCACAAUCUCAACGCCGAUCAAUUGCCGCAGCAUACGCCGUCACCUUCCCCCUGAAAUCAAAGGUUGUAAUGGACCCUUCCAUUAUGAAACUCCUCGAAGAGGACGAGGACGAAACAAUGCAUUCUGGGGCUGACGUCGAGGCCUUCACAGCUGCUUUGAAUAGGGAUAUAGAGGGCAAUACUUCCACAUCACAACCCUCUAAUUCAGACACUGCACCUUUAUCUCAAGGAAGCAAUCACACUUCCAGUCAGUUAUUUCCACCUUGGCAAACUUCCAGACAAGAUAAAAAUACCAAUGGUCAAAAUCAACAGGAUCUGGCUGGUUUCCUGCAACAAGAGCGACAUUCAUCUGGAAUGAAGUUAAAGCAACAUGGAUAUGGUCCUGAGAACCAGCAGCAACAAAUUAUCACUUCACGGGAACUGAAUUGCAUCCCUUUGCAACAGAAACAACCACAGGAUGACUGUCAAAAAUGGCCAGUCGAGCAAAGCAACCUCCAUUUUUCGCAAUCAAUGGGUAUUCAGAAUUUUGGAAAGAAUCCAGUCCAUAUCAGAAAGCCAGACAGAACACACAAUUCCAGGAGUGAGUCUCAAUACCCAAAGUUACAGAAGAUGAAUAAUCAGCAGGCAAUGGCAACAGAGCAGACAAUAAAUCCAAUGAAUCAUGGAAAACAAGUGUCAUUUGCCCUGUUGCUCCCAGUCAUACGACCUCAACUUGAUAAGGACAGAGCCAUGCAACUAGAGACUCUUUAUGUUAAAUUGAAGAAAAAUGAAAUCUCCAAAGAGGAAUUUGUACGCCACAUGAGAACUAUUGUAGGGGACCAGAUGCUCAAGAUGGCAGUAUAUAAGUUUCAAGCACAGGCUGCUCGAAACUCGCAGACUGGACCCAGCCAACAGUCAUUACAGUCUCAAGCUUCUGCACAACCACAGAAUUUGAAAAUGCCAUCUGUUGGUACAAAUCACGGAACUGUUUCUCAGUCAUUUGCACAAGUUCAUCAGAAGGAUGUCACCUCUCCUGCAGAUGUGUCUCAUAUUCGUUCUUCAGCUGCAAUACUGAAGACUGAUCCAAGCAAUGCGAUGAUGGAUAGUAAUGGUAAAAAAUCACGCGAGAUGGAACACCAAUCAGAUUCACAUGGAAUGCCAGUAAACCAAAUGGUGCUGUCCAGUUUGAGUAACAUAAACCAAGAAAAGGAGUACCCCAUAAUCCCCAAUCAAGGUCUUAGCAAGCAGCAACAACAGCAUUUGCAUUUCUCACAGUUUAGUUCUCGGGUCCCAUCUGCAACUUCUCCGGUUGGGCCCGGAGAUAAUGCAAAGACAAUCCCGAAAAAGCCUUCUAUUGGCCAAAAGAAACCACUGGAAUCCCUUGGUUCUUUGCCACCUCUACCAAGUAAGAAGCAAAAAGUAUCUGGGGCCUUAUUGGAUCAAAGCAUUGAACAACUCAAUGAUGUGACUGCUGUCAGUGGAGUUAAUCUUAGGGAAGAGGAAGAACAACUGCUUUCUGGGCCCAAAGAAGACAUUCGAGUUUCAGAAGCAUCUCGAAGAGUUGUGCAAGAUGAAGAAGAAAAGCUGAUUUUGCAGAAAAUUCCCCUUCAAAAAAAAUUGGCAAAAAUCAUGUCAAAAUGCGGUGUAAAGAAUAUUAGCAAUGAUGUGGAUCAAUGCUUGUCAUUGUGUGUGGAGGAAAGAAUGCGUGGACUGAUAAGCAAUCUGAUCAGACUGUCGAAACAGCGGGUUGAUAUUGAGAAGCCAAGGCACCAAACUCUUAUAACCUCAGAUGUUCGGCAACAAAUCAUGGCAAUGAACCGGAAAGCCAAAGAAGAAUGGGAUAAAAAGCAGGCUGAAGCAGAAAGACUCCAAAAGCUCAAUGAACCAGAAGGUAAUGCUAGCGUUGAUGGCGGUAAGGAAAAGGAUGAGGGUCGUGCAAAAUCAGUGAAGGCAAACAAAGAAGAGGAUGACAAAUUGCGGGCAACAGCUGCAAAUGUUGCUGCGCGAGCUGCUGUUGGAGGAGAUGAUAUGCUGUCAAAAUGGCAACUAAUGGCUGAGCAAGCUCGGCAAAAACGUGAAGGAGGAAUUGAUGCUGCUUCUGGUUCUCAGUUGGGUGAUAUGAGCCACAAGCAUUUAUCAUCCUCUGGAAAAAAUGCAAGGGAAAAUCAAGAAGCAGAGAAAAUGGGCCAGCCAAGUGCUGCUGUGUCAUCUGGGUUAAGUAGACAAUUCGUAAGGAAUCAAGUUGUGGUUCCUCAAACUGAAGUUGCUCGCUCCAUCUCUGUUAAGGAUGUGAUUGCUGUCCUUGAAAGGGAGCCCCAGAUGUCAAAAACUACACUAAUAUAUCGCUUGUACCAAAAAACACAUGCUCAUGCUGUAGCUUAAGAAUCUUUGGGUUCAUCAUGUUGCCAGUGAGAUCUUCAGCUCAAGUACAUUGCAAGGUUUGCAAAAAUGUAACACCGAACAGGUUUUACCAAGGGCGCACUUAAUUUUGAUGGUUCUUCUUGUUAUUCUGGUCCUCUUAAGUCAUGUGCAGUUCGGAGUGCUAGUAAGGAAGGUUGCUGUUUUUAGCUUGUAACGCUAAUGCAACUGGCUUCUCUGUUAUAAUUGCAACAUUGUCUUUUGUUUA